Rotaria sp. Silwood2 is the source of this 1215-nucleotide messenger RNA. The record is from the annotation of a GenBank genome assembly. Lineage: Eukaryota; Metazoa; Rotifera; Eurotatoria; Philodinida; Philodinidae.
AUGAGUGGAUUUUUUCGACGUUUAAAAAAUACAUUCAAAAGAAACCGUCCAUCAUCUAAUUCAAUUGAGAAUGUCGAUGAUGAAAACAUAGAAAAUACUAACACAGGGUUACCUUAUCGUCAAAAUGAAGAUCUAAAUGAUAGUAAUGAUGAAAUCGGAAGCGUAACCUAUAAUAAUCGACCAUUACAAACAAAUUUUAGACGACCACAAAGAGAAGUAAUAUCAGCAGAUGAAUAUUCUUCAACAUCUUCAUUGAAUGUUCGAAAUUCUGAAUUGAGAAAGGAAUCAAAUGAUUUUCAAUCGGAUUCAUCACGUAAUAAUAAGAUGAAUAGGAAUGUAAAUCCUUCAGUAAAUAAUAAUGAUAUUUCAAUUACAAAUCCUACUACACAAGAACGUUUACCAUUACAAUCUCAAUCUGAAGAUCGUGCUUCUCGUCAACCACAAAAUAUAACGCCACAGUUACCUACUAAUAAUCUUUCUCCUCAACAAUUACCAAUGCCUUCAACAAAUCAAAUUCUUCAAUCACGUAUGCGUAAUCAUUUUUUGGCUGGUAUAAAUCGAAAUCGACGACCAAUUGAAAUCAGUCGUAAUUCAACACUUGUCGAUUUUCCUCGAGGUUUAAAUCCACGUUUAAAUCAACGAUUACAAAAUUCAUCAAAUGGUUUUAAUAGACCUUUCUUGUCUAAUCGACUAAAUCGAUCAUCUUUUGUACCUCGUUUAGUACCAUUUCAAUCACAAAAUAAGAUUUUCAAUUAUGCAAUUGAUUAUCCAAUUGAAAAUGUUUUAAUCGAUGAAAAUAUUCCUUCAUCAAUGGCUAUUAAAAUAAACGAAGCUAUCGACUAUGAUCGUUUUGGUAAUGCUUAUUAUAAUCAUCAUUAUGCAUACGAACCAACAGUUCAACAUAUGAAUUUUGAUAAUAAUCAACAAAUUGAUCGUCAUGUUAUCAGAAAUUCUCAUCCUAAAGGUAUGAGAUAUAUACGUGAAAUUAAGAACGACCCUUCUUUUAGUCAAGGGAAUUACGAUUGUUAUCCACGAAAAACAAAUGAUCAAAUUAUUCAAACAAAACAUUUAAACAAUCUACAAUUAAUGAUUGAUAAUAUACCUGAAGUAAAUUAUCAAAUAAUAUCAUCUCAAAAUAAUUUUAACUGUUAUCCAAUACCUAUAAAUCAUUUUACAGCAUGUGCUCUAUCUUAUGAUCCAAUGCAAAUAGAAUAA